Molecule: messenger RNA, 922 nt
Organism: Cotesia glomerata
Lineage: Eukaryota; Metazoa; Arthropoda; Insecta; Hymenoptera; Braconidae
Exons: 2
Coding region: 382-819 (145 amino acids)
Source: RefSeq, a predicted model, not a curated record
GCUAAGAGCCAGCAUUACGACGUCGGGCGUCGCGACACUCGCAUCACAUUUAUAUCUCCAUUCAAAUUUAUUUACCUUAUUUGGUUGGUCUAUUGAUUCGCGUUCUACAACAUCCUGGCAUAACGCACUCAACGACUUUUGUUUACUCGUUUGGACUGACAUUCCACCCUCCCGCUCCACCAAAUUCUCUACUAUACUCCAAUACUGUAAUACAACAUAGAAGCUAUAACAGUGAGUUUUACUUUUUCCGUGUAACUUAAAUUUUCCGGGAGGGAAAAGAGAAAGAGACUCUGAAGGAAGGAAAAAAAAAAAAAAAAAAAAAAAAAAAGGGCAAGUUCCUAUAGUAGUCGCUACUCGCCACGGGAUCGAUAAACCAGGAGAAUGUUCAAGAAAGCGCUUACUGAAUCCGGAAGGAGGAUCUUGAAGGCAAUAAAAAAAUUAUCAACAAAAAGCCGAGUGGUUACAAAAUCCCAACAAAAGCAACCAACGCUAAUAAGUCAAAAAUUGAAAAAAAAAAAAAAAACCAAUAACAACAGCAAUUACACUUACACUAAUAUCACCAAUAACAAUUACAAAAAUUACAACAAUCAGGUGGGAUGCGAACUGGUGACAGCAGGAGUACCGGGGUGGACGGUGACAUACAUCGAGCCCGAGGUCACCUCAUUGUCCUGGUCCCUCUCCUCCUUGGACACUCGUAGCAUUGACACGUAUGUAACCUACAUUAUGGAGGGUCUGGACGAGUGUAACUCCAUGUGUUGUUACUGCAUCGAGCACGAGAAUCAAAAAAACGAAAACCGGGAAAACGAUAUGAUUAUUUAACCAAAGUUUUUAACCAAGUUAUUUAUUGUACGAAAAUUUUUUAACUAUUCUUCCCUAUAAUAACUUAUUAUUAUCAUCAUCAACAUAAUUUAGAAUUUACAGA